CACACAAAGAGGGAGAGAGAGAGAGAGAGAAGCAGCCAGGCAGAGAGGGAGCUGGCGGUCUGGUGGCCUUGCAUAACACACAUUGGAGCAGCCUUGCACGCAGGACUUGGUGUGAGCUUCAGCAGUAGGGAACUUCCUUUACCAUCAACCCUUUGCAGGGACAGUGUAGCUUCCUAACCAGGGAGUCCGGAGAAGAAGGCAGAACUGGAGCAGCUACAGCUCAGGUUCCAGGAGAGGAAAGCGGCACAAAGGAGAGAUUCAGGAAGAGGAGUCCCAGGAAACACGUCUCCAACACACAUACACACAGACAGACAGACACGCACACGCACUGAGAGGCAGGAAGAAUCCUUGGACAUGCUCUGCAAGCAGUGGCUGUGGAGAGACUGAUUACUACCGACAUCGCGGAAGAGGCGGAUCGGUCAGCGAUGAUUCCUCAUGAAAUCUAUGGAGCUCAUUUUGUGAGCUGGAAUGAGAUCGUCUUUUCUGACCUGCAACCUGGAGCUGUCUACCAGUGAACAACAAGAGAGCCUGAGCCACACAGCAUACAGGCUCUUUCCUGCACACAACCACUGAGUGGAGGUGAGAAAAAGGGAAAAGCGCUCUCAGAGGAACUUGGAAGUAGUACCAGAGAAUAUUAAAACCACGCUGGCACAAUGAAAUCCAACCAGGAGAGGAGUAAUGGAUGUCUGCCUCCUAAGAAGCGUGAGAUCCUUGCUCUGGAGCAGAGGCCAGUGGUAGUAGCCACAGCUACACCUCCAGCUGCAGUGGUGACCGAUAGUCCCCACACAGAGAACCUAACAUGGUUGGCAAGUGUAGCCAGUGAACGCUGUAAAUCUAGGGAUGCAGAGAGCCCCAGAUGUCCCAUCUCUUCUGCUUCGUCCUCUUCUCCCUCUGCUUCUAUCCCUGCCUCAGCAACCCCUCUGUCUGCAGUGCCUCUGGCUUCUCUGCCUGCAGUUUAUCCCACAGCCCUUCCGCAGCAGGCCGGGACCAUCCAGCUUGCUCAAGUGGGACCCAAUGUUCAGUUCAUCAGCUCUGGGCCGUAUGCUGGCUACAUAUCUUCUCACAUCAUCUCAACAAACGCUAGUUCCGUGCCUAACAGCUCUGCCAUAGUAGCACAGCGUUCGCAGCUGGAUGGUUACACCACCGCCCUCAUCUCACCCAAUACCAAAGGGGAGCAGCAGUUCCAGAUAGGCCUCUCCCCAACGGAGCUGGCUCCUGUGUCACUACCGAGCUCUCCCCAGGUCACCAGCCAGUACAUCCAUCUGGACAGCAGAACACCCCUGACUGUCAGCGGAAAUGCCAUCACUUCGGCUACAGCCCAUCUUCAGCUCCACCCUCAUGCAACUGUCCUUCCUCAGACACUUACCCUUGCUCCCUCCCAGCUAGUGGUUCAGUAUGCUGAUGGUUCAGUUGUAAAAAAACCAGAGGACCAUGCUAAGGCUGUGCUGAACGGUGAACUGGAGGUGGUCAAACAGGCAAAAGUCUCCCGUCAGCCAGCAAACCAUCAGCAGGUCCAGAGCUAUGAGGCAAGACAUAUCAUCCUGCCUGCAGACUAUGGCCAAAGCCCUGCAGGUCUCCAGACCUCCUUGGUGCUGGUGGCUCAGCCCAACCAUGGAGCUGAACAUGAAGCUGGUUCAAAUAAGAUCUCUCUAGUUCAAACUGAGAAAGGAGGCAUAUGUGUGGGAAAACCAGUGUCUAGGUCUUCUUCUUUCACCUCCCUUUCUUCCUCUGAGGUGGUGAAGUCUGUUGCUCCUCAUACUGUCAUCCAAACUACUCUAUCCCACGAGGAGCUGCCAGCCAGUCUGUACUCAUCCACACAGCCACCCAUCAUUGGUUAUAUCACAAGCACAAAUCAGCAUGCUGUCAGCUACCAUGCAGCACUGCCCCAGCACCUAGUCAUCCCGAGUGGCCAAUCCCUCCUCAUCCCAGUCAGCGGCACCAACAAUGGCACAGAAAUAGAGGUUAGUCGCCCUGUCAGUGCCCUGACUGCUACCACUACCCCUCAGAUAUCUACUACCAUGCCACAUGCCUAUUUGGCCACAGCCCUGUCCAAGUGUGAGACACUUGGGCCAGACGUAAAUCAACCAACCCCAGCCAUCACACAGGCUCCAGCGCUGCCAGUCCUGCCCUCAAACCCGGCUCCUGCAGCGGUAGCAGCUCCCUCCCCAACUCCAGCUCAUGCCUCCACGCCGGCCCCUGUGUCCAUCCAAGCGUCCCCCUGCAUCUCUUCUUCCUCUUCCCCUGUGGCACUUCCUCCAUUCUUCAUGCGAGGUUCCAUUAUCCAGCUGGCUGAUGGGGAGCUGAAGCGUGUGGAGGACCUAAAGACAGAGGACUUCAUCCAGAGUGCUGAGAUUAGCAGUGAGCUGAAGAUUGACUCCAGCACUGUGGAGCGUAUUGACAGUGGGCAAACUCCUAACGCUGUGGUCAUACAGUUUUCUGUGGGAGAGCUCAAAGCCCAGGUGUGUGUGGAGGUGCUGGUGGAGUACCCCUUCUUUGUGUUUGGCCAGGGCUGGUCGUCUUGCUGCCCAGACCGGACCACCCAGCUAUUUGAACUGUCCUGUGCUAAGCUGUGUGUGGGUGACGUGUGCGUGUCUCUGACCCUCCGUGGCUUGAGGAAUGGUUCGGUAGCAGACAGCCAGGUUUUGGGGACCAAGCAGAAGGCCAGUCACCUCUCUGACUCCUGUCACAACGUGGACGCCACUGUCAGAAACAUUACAAGUCCAAAUGCUGCAGAGAGUAACAGUGGCCUCCUAAUGAAGGCUUCGAGUAGAGACAGGCUGGAGAGGGAGCAGGCUACUGGACCAGGACCAGAGAUACCACUGGGACUAGUUCCAAAACCAGCUGAAGGGAUCUAUGGAGCUGGACCAGUGCUGGCGGUCUCUGGGACUGGAGAAGUAAGACAGGAAUUUGUGAAAACAGACACAUCUGCUCUUACCAGAAUUCAGUGUGGUGAUCCAGAAAGACCUACAGUCCGCAAGAGACGCUGGUCAGCUCCAGAGAGAGACCAGACAGAGAGAGCAGAGGAGGAACCUCCUAUGACUCUCCCCAAACCCUCCUUCAUCCCUCAUGAGGUUAAAAUCAGCAUAGAGGGCCACUCCAGUACUGGGAGUGCUUAAACAAAAGAGUGACAGUUGAGAAUUCCCUGUGGUUUACUUUGUGUUGAUCCCCUCUCUUUUCUUUCUGAGAGACUACUGUAACAUAGACUGAUUUUCCACAGUAUUUACAUGUUAUCUUUUCUUUCACACAAAUCUGAUAUCUCCAAUGAAGUUCAGUAGAGCACCUUCAUAAGUAGUAUCACACACGAGAUCAGUGCAAUCAAUGCUGAAAGCAAAAAUGAAUGCAGUGUGAAUGGUGGGUAUGAAUGGCAGUCAGACACUUGAGAGACAAUUUAAUUCAUAUGCCACAUAUAAGCUGAAUCUCUGUUUUCACAUGGCUUAAACCUGUUGGAUGCAGAGCAGUCGGCUGUUCUUCUUAUCAUAUGAACAAGCACAGACCCCGAUGUCAGCACGUAGAAACCAUACUUCAACUCCCAUACUCUUUGAUUCACUAUUUAUUAGGUUUGUAGUGACUUUGCUGUGUGGUAGAAGAGUUGGAAGUUUAGAGGUACCUUUGGUGUUUUAGUGAUGAUGCUCAUUCAUCAUGACCUCUGCUGCCUUGUGUACCUGAUGAGGUGUUGAGUUUUAUUUUAUUGUUAUAUGUUUCAUUUUCAUACCGUUAUAGAUGUACUACUGCAGUUGGCUUGUGCCACUUGUCUGCAUGUGGAUGUGCCUGUGGAUUGCUUUGUGUGUGUUUUUCUUUCAAAUCGAACACAGAAGUCAGGCGUGUGUGUGGCUGUUAGCUGUGAGUUCAAUUGUCAGUGUAGCCUGCAAAUAUUAAAACUAAAAAGGCCUGAAUGUAAAGAAUUGAAUUUGCCCUCAGGACUGACCCAUGCUGUUUGCUACACCAGUCUGCUGAGAAUGUGAUAGCAAUAGAUAGAUAAUUUGCAGUCUUAUAGUUCCUUUCAAGGACAGCAUGUGACACUAGCACACAUCUGUCUUUAGCCAUGGUUGCUAUGUGUAGCAUGUCACAUCUGUACAAAUAGGGGAAAAUCAAGGUAUUUUUGUCUAAUACCUCCAAAUGAGCUCUUAGCCAAUCUGUUUAUGGACUUAGUCAUCAUACUGCAAAAUAAACCAUAGCUGACUAAUAUAGUCUAUGGCAAAAAUAUAUUUUGACCACUGGGAAGUAGUGCAGCAAACUGCUAAGACAAUGUUGACAUUUUAUAACCUGCUACCUAUUUUAAAUGGCAAACUUGCUAGCAAACAAUUGCGUUUUUAAAAUCUAUCAGUCACAGAGAAAGAUUAGCAUUCAUUUAGCGUUGUGCUUCAGACAGCCUGAUGAACUUAUAUCUAGUUCAUCCCGCUUUUAGUUUAGUUGAUGAUUUUAACCAACUCCUGAAAGAAAUAUCAGGCUUUUAAGUUUCUAACUCUCCAUCACUUUUACCUGCUAGAUGCUAACUUUGCUGUUUGGUGUUGGGAAGGUAGUUUACAGUGUACUUAGUUGUUUCACUGAAAACAGCUGCCUGCUGCACCUGAAAUUGACACAGCUUCUGCAUGUGGUUUCUGUAUAAAUCAUCUGCAAAAAAUUUUAGCCUGUGUUUAGCUAAAGAUGAACUGUGUGUAUAUGUGUUCCUAACCAGGUGCGUGUAGAGGUGCUGGUGAACACCAGUGAGGAUAUUCUGCAGCCAGAAAACCAAAACAUUUAGCUGAAAGAUGCUAAAAGAGAAAGCUGGGUAAUAAUUUUGUCCUUUUCACAUUACACAUAGAAAAUAUACGUGUUAAAUUCAAAAUAUUAAUAAAGCAACCUCAAAUGCAAACACACUAUAAGAUUUAAAAAUCAUAACAUAAUUGUUUAUUUUUUACUACAGGUAUUAUGGCCUUAGAGCAUAAGCUUGUUAGGUUUUUACCAUUAAAACCAGUUUUCCUCAGUGAUAGUUUGCCUUCCUAAGUUCACACUAAAAUAGAUUUCUUUAGAUUAGUGUAUGUGUCAUUUAUUUCUUAGAGAACAUCCAAAAUAAAUACCUUACUGUUCAUGCUCAGGAACAGCGUGUAACUGUGUAAACAGACAGGGUGUGUGGGGUGUGAGUGUGUAUGAUUAUAGGCGUGAGACAGUAUGUGCAUGCCCGCAGUCACAUUUGUAUACGUGCGUUCUGAGCAGCAGCACUUUGAUGAAGCAUCCAACAGGAGUACUGUCGCCCAGGCAGUGGUGGUGCCCCUGUUCCUCAUCCUAUUAGAUAUACAGUAAGGAGAAUAAUCAACUGACUGUUUCUCAUCACAUAAUAUGCUACAGGUUUAUCACUGAAAGAAGAUAUUAUAUACUAGGGCAGGGAAUGUAAACACACAUCGGCAAACUAUCUCAACUUUAUUUUAGAUGAUUGAUAGAGCUGCUAUUCAGACAAAGAAAGAGAGAGUUGUAGAGUUACCUAACCAGCUAGUGUUGAUCAUGUACAGUCAAUUAUAUCCUAGAAAGUGUACAGUGUGUGUAUAGAUAUUCUAAUCUUUAUGUCGCCUAUGUACUGUAUGUACCACAGGGCCUCCUUCUGCAAUCAUUCCAUUAACUUGCCAAUAUCAAGUGGUUCUGCCCUCGUUUUUGUCAGUUCAGGUAUUGACCCAAUCUUCAUGAAUGUGUUACAGUUCUUGAGAACAUUUAUAUAAUUUAACCUCUCCAGAAUUGAAUUUGAUUUGCACACUGUAACAUACAGUAUGUGUGAAUAUGAUCUGUAGUUUUAUCAUAAUAGCCAUUAACCUUUUGUAACUCCUGAAAGAUGUUCAUUGUAAAGCCAGUAACCAGACUGUUCUCUUCUGUUUGUGUUUGACUGCUCAGGCUAAAACACUGCCCAGUGACUGUUCUCCUCCAAAACAAUGUGGUUCUAUAUUAAUCACUCUUACAAAGAAGAGCUACUGUUUCAUCAGUUUGUCUUUGUAGUCAUUUCUCUUUGUGAGCCUGUGUUUGUACUUUCCUUAGAAAAUGCUAUUUUUCAAACACAGACCUGAAAUGACAUCAUGACACAGCAAAUCCAUCUGGGAUUGAUGAUGAACAGGAUCAGCUGGUGUUACUCUACAUUUUUCUUAUUGUCAACAAAGUCCAUGAAGAGACCAAAACAGUGCAUUUAUCAAAUCUUCUGACUUCCCUGCCCUGUCUUCAGCAGCCUAUUCAUUCCUACUGAAGAUUGAUCCAUUACCUGUAUUUUUAUCCUGCAGAGGGUUGCGAGUCAGGGCUGGAGCCAAAUGCAGUCUACACUGGGCGAGAGGCGGGGUACACCCUGAACAGGUCGUCAGUCUGUCACAGGGCUGACACAAAGAGACAGACAACCACUCACAUCUAGGGAGAAAUUUACAGUCACCAAUCAGCCUAACCUGCAGGUUUUUGUUUUGGGCUGUGAGAGAAAAUCCACACAGGCUAGGGUUGCCAACCCUCAGGAUUUGGCCUGGAGACUCCCAGAAUUGAUUUAGGCCUCCCGAAAAAAUCAAUAUGGGAGACUUUUGGUGUUUUUAAAAUAGCCUACCAAUUGAACAUAUGGAAGUAAAAUGCCAGAAAAAAAAAUAUAUUCAAAUAGAAGGCAUCUCCGUGGCACCAACAGUGAAACAGAAAUGGCACAAUUCAAUUUUAAUUAAAUUAAUUUAGGCUACUUAUACCUUAUUGUGGGGAGUUUGCAUCGCCAGUCUUCUCUCUCGCUUUGCAGUUCUCUGGUGUUGAGGUGCUGAAGGGACAACUGCUGUACAGUGCAUUAUUAAUGCAGUCAUCCAGGUGGCUUUAAUUUUUAUAUUUUGAUGAUAUGAAAGGCCGUCGGGGCCCCUGCCUUCGACUGCUGCCCAAUCCACUGUGC
This is a messenger RNA of Monopterus albus (swamp eel), 6862 nucleotides long. RefSeq names its product ataxin-1-like. Lineage: Eukaryota; Metazoa; Chordata; Actinopteri; Synbranchiformes; Synbranchidae. The coding region runs from base 654 to 3116 and encodes 820 amino acids. Gene Ontology annotation, molecular function: RNA binding; protein binding. Gene Ontology annotation, biological process: negative regulation of transcription by RNA polymerase II; nervous system development. The record is from RefSeq and is a predicted model, not a curated record. The transcript is spliced from 3 exons. Gene Ontology annotation, cellular component: nucleus.